CCACCCACAAGUACUUUUAUCACAUGCAUUUAUCAUGGUAUCGGCGAAAGUAUAAAAGACAUUGAGCGCGUAUCGCAUCGGCGCUGUCCUAUUACAGUUUCCGUGAGACAAUAUGGUCCACGCAUUAAGAUGGCUGAGAUGAAACCUCUAGCUGAGUUGUACGAAAAUCUCAUGAAAAAACAUACCGAAAUCAAAAAUCAGCAGCUCAAGCAAUUCAUAUCCAAGGCCGUUCCUUAUGGCAUAGAUCCGCCUAACCCAAAAAUUGCUGAAUAUGAGACUUUCAAAUCCGACAAAUCUGCAAAUUUCGUUCGUGACGGCAAUGGAAACGUUGUGUUCAGGCAGUUUCGCCGUCUUCGCCUCGCUGAUGUAAGUGUGACCUUCUUUAUAGAUUUCUUUUUUGAUACAAACUGGUUCUCAUUUCGAAAUACUUUGCCUCAACCUUAGCA
Strongylus vulgaris is the source of this 446-nucleotide messenger RNA. The record is from the annotation of a GenBank genome assembly. NCBI's taxonomy places the organism in Eukaryota, Metazoa, Nematoda, Chromadorea, Rhabditida, Strongylidae.